This is a messenger RNA of Pseudo-nitzschia multistriata, 1159 nucleotides long. The record is from the annotation of a GenBank genome assembly. NCBI's taxonomy places the organism in Eukaryota, Bacillariophyta, Bacillariophyceae, Bacillariales, Bacillariaceae.
GUUUCGAACAACGAAGCAAGAGUUUCAAUCGAUCGAAUAACAACAUAAUCCAACCGUCGUAUCGAAGAGCAGAGAAUACUUACCAUUCAGCUGGUUGGAAUUGAGUCAUGGUCUCUUCUUCUGUCCUCUUUCCCAACCGAAUCGCACAGCUCCGGUAUUCCUUGCGAACUCUGGCGGGCCAUAACAAUCCAGCUCCCGUGAUUUCUUGCAGGCCGGAGAACAGCUGCGAUCGCAGAAUAUCCCACUCACCCCGAUGCUCGGCAGGAAAUAAUGCAUUUUAUUGGAAACAACAACCGCGGCGACCAUUGUCAAUCCGAGCCAUUGCCACAGAAAGUUCCCAGCAGCAGCAGCAGCAGUUGAAUAUAAAACAACGUCACGAUCGGCACAGACAUUUUUCUUCUGCUACACAAUCUUCUUCCGAAGACGAAGAGUAUGACGACGACAAGAACAACAAUGCUCCCAAACUGCGAAAAUCGAAAUCUAUCAUAGAUCCAAACGAAGUCGAGAGCAAGCGGCGCAAAGUGAACGAUGUAAGUUUGCUGGUUUUCAAUCAGCUGCGUCUGUGUGCUAAUUAUAAUGCUUGCCUAGAAUCAUAGUACAUUUUGGAUUGCUUUGUGAACGAAUCGAGUUUCGAAUAUUGUUUUCUUUAUCACUCAGUUCUAACACGCUAACACUUUUUCUGAAAUGCAACGAAUCCAAACACACGAUAGGUUCCUAUUCGGGAAGUAUUAGACGUAAGUCCAUGUUUUUGUAUCCAACCAUUUAAUUCUUUCGAUUGCAAUCAACUCAAGUCUCUCUGAUAACAUCUUUUGUCUUUACUACAUGUACGGGAUCAUGUGAUAUACUUGGUAUCUGAAUGGAUUGAAAUAAAUAAUGGAAAUCGUACAGGCAAAACAUUCCUUUCGUUGGUUGAAUCCGAUAAUUAGUCAAGAUGCGACGAUUCGAGAUGCGGUCCCAACAGUUAUCGAAGGCGGUUUGUCUGGCAUGAUGGUGGUAGAAGGAAACGACAACCAACGUGUUGUAGGACUGUUGACGUCCCGAGAUUUGUUGCGAAUGAUGGCAGCGGGUUUCAAGGAGGACGGUWUGAGCGACACGGAAAUUUUGGACAGCGUUGUGGAGGAUUACAUGACACCUAUUUCACAAGUCAUUUAUGCAAGAC